Molecule: messenger RNA, 4656 nt
Organism: Cataglyphis hispanica
Lineage: Eukaryota; Metazoa; Arthropoda; Insecta; Hymenoptera; Formicidae
Gene: Ipk1
Product: inositol-pentakisphosphate 2-kinase
Exons: 9
Coding region: 415-2172 (585 amino acids)
Biological process (GO): inositol phosphate biosynthetic process
Cellular component (GO): nucleus
Molecular function (GO): ATP binding; inositol-1,3,4,5,6-pentakisphosphate 2-kinase activity
Source: RefSeq, a predicted model, not a curated record
GCCAUGCGGCUGUCCCGUGUUUGACAGGCUCUGUCCCGGACGAUUUUGCGUCCCGCGACCGGCGAAAUACGUCCGUGAUCGUCGUCGACGCGCGCCGAUCGACGCGUCGCGGUGUCGCGAAAGUGCGCGAGUGCCUGUGCCGCGAGUGACGCGACGAGUAAGUCGUGUUCCUGGCGAAACGACGACGGGGUCCUUUGGCUCCCGCGCCACGACGACCAAGGUUAACGCUCGGAUACGGCGAUCGCAGUUGCAACAAUGACGCUGUUGCAGCAAGGCGGACGAGAGUACGAUAACCUCAUGGAACAUCAUUCAUCCUUGGCUAUGACGCAACAUUUCUGCGGAUUUGACGAUAAAUGGACGAGGAGCGAUAAAGAGGACUCUCUCCCUCGAAGCUGAUCACGUUUUUGAAAAACAAUGACUGCCGAAAAUCUUAACGAAGAAUUAUCCUUCGAGGCUAAUCCAUCCCUUGCGACUCUCAUCGUAGAAGAUGUACUUUACAAAGGGGAAGGAAACGCCCAUAUUGUUGUCGCAUUGCCACACGAGCGCAAGGUAAUACGAUUCCGGAAGUCGUUGCCGGACGAGGUUUCACCGGACGGCGGCGAAACACGCGCUCAACGGGAAGUGUGGUACGCCAGGAACGUGGUUUCCUGUUUUUUGGGCUCUUACGCGCACAUCCCCGAAAUUGUUCGUUUCCAAGCAGCUGAUAUAGCCAAGUUGUCAGACGCCAUCCGCCCUCAUCGACCAGAAAAACGCCGGCACAAGGUAAUUACAGACACAUGCUCUACAAAGUUUCCGGAUUACACGUUUCUAGAUUUGCGGUUGGAAAUCGAUCAGACUGUGUUUCGAGACCGUUCGACGUUCUGCGUGGAGAUAAAACCGAAACAGGGAUACUUGCGAGAAACGGAGCGGAGAUUUCCCGCGUGUCCGUAUUGCCUCAACCAGUAUGCCAAGCUGCGUAAAGGGGACAUCGCCGUUCGUAGCAAUUACUGCCCGUUCGAACUGUUCUCCGGAGUGGAAGCGCGUAUGAAAACCACUGUGAAGGAGCUUCUGAGGUCACCGCAAAAUAAUCUGAGAAUCUUUAAGGACGGCACCGUCAUCUAUAAUCAGGAGUCGUCAUCCAAUGAUCUCGAGGACGUGCUGAAUAAAUGGUUUCGGAAUGCGACGACGACGCGCGUCGAUGAGUUUUGCAGUUUGGUGUGCAGCGCCCUCACGCGGCCUUUUGUGCAAGAACAACUGGAAGAGUCAUCCGUCGCUCGCGGUCCAUGUAACUUUUGCCCAUCCGCGAAUCAACUUCCGUUCUGCGUUGAACCGGACGCGAUCGCGAGAGCCGAACGCUGUCUUCGUCUCGCGGGAAAGAAUUGUAAUUUUGAUGGCAACGAGUUGCCGAGAAACUCGGUGCUAGAACGAAUUCGGAACAUGCAGCGAUUGUCUUAUGUGAAUACCAAUUACAUUUACGGUAUUUACUCCGACUAUGCAUCGUUGUUGAAUGACGAUAUGAUAUACUCCGACUUAAUGAAAUUACAAAGUGAGACUCACGCCAGCACAAUUUUUGACCCUUUACCUGGUAAACCUACGAAGGCGAAAGACAUAAAAGGAAAAAACUCCGAAACGCUUUUUGAGAGCACCGUUGCAAAAGAAUACGAUGGCAAUUUCAACGGAAACCAUAAUGCCAGUUCAGAAUGUAUCUUAUCUACUAAUGUCAAGAAAAUAGACAUAAAUGGCGAUUUUGUGUCGCAAACAGAAAUUAAUGAUAAUCUAGAUUCGUGCCGGUUAUUUUAUGGAAACACAAGUUUGCAUAAUCAGAAACCUAAUGACCACGAUGACGAGCAAAAGGCAAAUAUGCAGAUUAUCGCCCAACAUUUAUCGACGUUGCGAAAUUAUCUUUUAUUCGCCAUUGCCAGAGAUUGCUCGAUAUUAAUGACUUUCCGCGAAUUGCAUCCGGAAAACUUAUCAAAAGUGCCCGUAGAAAAUACGAUCAAGCUUUCGGAGCAACUGUCUUUCUUAAGCAGUGUCAGAGUCUCCGAUUUAGACCCGAAAAGUAUUCACUCUAUCGAGAAGCAUCGACAACGAGAUGUUGCUAUCUUUGAUUCCGUGAUUUCUUCAUUGGAAAAUAUUUUUUUCAAGAGUAUAGAUGAUCGUCAAAGAAAUGGUACCAAUAAUAGUAUGGUAUAAAGAUAAAAAGAAUUUACAAGGUAAAGAGAAUCUAUAUGUAUAUAUAUCAUAUAUAUUAUAUAAGAACGUAUUUAUUAUGUGCACUUAAUUGAUGAUAUGCUUACCGAUUAGAACGUGUGUUGUUUCUAAUAAUAUGUAUAAGAAUUUCAAUCUCUCUUUGCAACAUUAAGUAGAUUGUUUAUAUAUCGCAUGACACUAUUAAAUUAGUAUAGUUAUCUCUUUUAUAGAGCCUAAGAAAUGCCUUAGAAAUUACUUUGGAAUGGAUAUAAUAAAUAAUAAAGUAAAAAAUGCGAUAUAUAUUGCUAGAGAAUUCAAAUAUAAAAAAAAAACAUUCUACUAUUCGACCCUCAUUUCUAAUUUUUAAUUACAUUACAUACACAUAAAAUUUUGCAAUAUUUUUAAUCUCUCACAAUCUAAAUAUAAUACACAAGGUUCCAUGUUACUGUUCUUUCUUUCUUUAUUUUUCAUUGACUUUACUCAACUUUUAAACCAAAUAAUAAUGAAGAUCUGCAAGAUGAUUAAAUUAAUAUAACAUAAAGUAACAAUUAUCUCAUUUAUGGUAUAUUCAAUAUUAUUAUCUUGAAUUUAUUUUUUAUCUAGUUUUUUUACACUUUGAAAAGAGCAAAUUAUUUUUUUUAAUUGAAUGAAAAUUACCACAUAUUGAUUUGCAAUGUAUUUUAAUUUAAUUUAAUUUUUUUUAUUUAUAUAUCAAAUCAAACUUUUAUUUUUUUGAGAUUUAAAACAUUUUACAAAUAUUCAUCAAAAUUAUAUAGAGUCACCAUUGGAAAUGUGUUGAAAAUAAAUGGAAUCCCAAACAAUUUGUCAUGCAAUUCUUCUCAGAAGCUUCGUCAUUUCAGCCGCCAAUAGUGUCAUGUCAUCUGUAUAUCUUAGAUUAAAUUUUUUUUUAGCCUCGAAACUCCACCAUCCUAUCCUUCCAAUGCUGUGCGUAUUAACUUUUUGGUGUAGUUUCGCAAUCUUUUAUUAAAACAAUUGCGAGCAGAAAUACAUAAAAAAAUUGAAAAACAUUUUAAUGAAAGAAGUGAUGGAGUGCGUGUAUAUAAUAUGGAAAACUAACGUCUUUGAAUAUAAUGUCUUUCAAUUUUUUCAAUGUAAAUCAUAUCUCUAUCAUAAUAACAUAUAUAAUUGUUAUGGUUUUCUUUACUUGUUAUAUAAUUCUAAAUGAUUAAUUGUUAUCACUCUAAAAGAAAGAAUAUUACAUGGUUUGAAAAAGAAAGGAAAGAAUUUAAAUUUUUGUAAACACGCGACUUUAAUCGUGUUUUUUUAAAUACGUCAUUCGUGACUAAAUUUAUUAAUUCUUUGUCUGUCUAAUGGAUGGCAUUUCGCACGUGGAUUAUAUCGGGCUGCAUUAUCAUCAAAAAAGUGCCCUGAAAUACUCACUUUCAAUAGCUUUAAAAUGUAUAAAUUAUGCGAAUGGAAAAAUAUUUAUGUAUAUUACAAAGAUAUGAUGUGGAUAUACUAUUUAUUUUAAACAUAGAUCUUUUGUUAAAAUAUAAAUAUAAGAUGUAUAAGAUUUUUAUACGAAUAAUUUUUAUAUGAAAAGAAAAUACGAAACAAGAGAUAUGUAAUAACAGAUAGUAUGGUAAUAUAUGUAGUUUAUUUAUAUCUAAAGGACUGCGAGCAAUUUGCUAAUUGUCUCAAGAACAAAAUUUAGUCAUCAUAGUUGAACUUAAAACGCUUAUAUAUUCGAGACAUCAGCUAAUUAUAAUAUUUAAUCGUUUUAAGAUAAGAAAAUGGCAAUUGGAGCUAAAUGCGAUACAUAGGACGCAUACAUGUUUUAUUAUGAAUACGAUAUUAUUGUUAAUAUAAAAACCAACACGAUAAAUGUGAAAUCCCAAAAGCGGACGUUUCAGCUCUUUCGUUGAGCUAUUUCUAGCGCAAAAAAAAAUAAUAAAAAUUAGAUAAACGUAGGUUAAAAGUCUCGCAGAGUCUUAGCCGAUUAUACAAAAUAAAAAACAUGAUCCUAGAAAAGUCAAAACCGAGAUCUCUCACAUCAUUAAUAAUGAAAAAAAGUAUAGUUUUCGAUAUCGUUAAGAGAAUGACUAACUCCUCGAUUGGUAGACCGAAAUUUAAAAAAUCUAAAAUAAGUAUAGUCAGGACAGUAUGCUACAAUUUUAAAUAAAUCUGUAAAAUAAGCGGUGCAGUUUAUGCAAGAGAAUGAUGUGAGAGAAUAAUAAAAUAUAUUAUCAUAUUUUUUUUUUAUAAUAUAGAAUAAGAUACAGAAUAUCCUGUUAGUAAAACAAGAAUCAAAAUUAACACUCGGCAUUUUAAUAAUGAUAAAAACAUUUUGCAUAUUUAUGAGUAGCUUUUUGUCUCAUUAACAAUUUUUAUGAUUGAAAAAUUUCUUUAGAAAAGAAAUAGUGAAUAUGAUUUUAGAGAAAUUUUUUUACAAAUGUAAAAAAAAAAUAAGAAAAUCGAAAGAAUUUAUCCUUCAAAAUCUACCGACUAUCCAAUAUAUGAUCAUAU